Molecule: messenger RNA, 2512 nt
Organism: Harpegnathos saltator (Jerdon's jumping ant)
Lineage: Eukaryota; Metazoa; Arthropoda; Insecta; Hymenoptera; Formicidae
Gene: pasha
Product: microprocessor complex subunit partner of drosha
Exons: 7
Coding region: 228-2207 (659 amino acids)
Biological process (GO): primary miRNA processing
Cellular component (GO): microprocessor complex
Molecular function (GO): double-stranded RNA binding; primary miRNA binding; heme binding
Source: RefSeq, a predicted model, not a curated record
UAACCUUCAGAUGGGAGUAGACCAAGUAAAUUAUAUUAGUUUUAUUUCGAGUCGUAUUAUGUCUCUUUUUUGUUCUUUAAUUUGUUUGUAACAUAUAAAUAGAUACUGGCAGCCACAUAAAAAUAAAUCGCAAAUACCUCAGCGGAUUGCACCUGAUCGCAACACAACGUGGAACUGAAUAAGAUCUGAUAGUGGUGUUUUAACAGAUACCUCACAACAUACAUGCAAUGGAGGCUAAUAAAAUUGAAGAGACAGCUGUGGAAGUUAAGAUUUUCGAAGAUAGUGAGAACAAUCAAAAUCACGAUGCUUUCAUUUGCGAAGAAAGCCGUUGUCCGCAGCAAGAGAAUCAAAAUUGGGAAACACCGUGUAUAAAAUCGGAAUUAGAUCAUAGUACCACAUCGAUUAGUCACACUGGCACGCUUGAUAAUAAUCAUUAUAGCGAACUAAUGAAGGAAGAAAAGAUGUGCGUCGACAAUAAAGACGCUUUAUACAAUGGUUCAUGUAAUCAGGAAUCAGGGGAAUCUGUAGAAUACAAUAUGGAUGUAAAUACUACCGAUGAGUUGCGGCAGUUUGACGUGCUCGAUGAUCUAGAUCGUCACUCUGAACAAAAUUGUUCAGAUGUUGACUCAGAUACGGAUGAGAACAUGGAUUCUGACGUGCCAGAUGAAGAAAUUGAAGCUAUGUUAGAAGAAAGUCUGCCAGAGGAAUUUAAAGGAAAGAGGAAAAACAGAAAGGAUAAUACGCCCUAUGAGGAGAAAGAGAAACUUGUCUUGGAUGAAAUUGGACAUAAUCAUUUUGACGUUCUCCCCGAGGGUUGGGUACAAGUAACGCACAAUAGUGGAAUGCCACUGUACCUCCAUAAACAAAGCAGGGUUUGUACUCUAGCGAAACCGUAUUUUCUCGGUCCCGGAAGUGUUAGAAAGCACGAGGUUCCUGUAAGUGGCUUACCUUGUCUUCAAUAUAAACGAGCGUUAAUAGAGGAGGAAGAAGAACGGAAGAAAGAAAUGGAGCGUGCGCCGAACGCCGAAACUUACAGUCUUCCUAGCGCAAAAAUUGAAACCAUACAGGAGAAUCGCGCGGCGCAUUCAUUAGACAGCGAACAAUUAAGGAACUAUUGUCAAUCAUUGUUUCGCUUCAAAGCUAUUAAAGUAAUGAGAUUCCAGUCUUGGUCAGCGCGUCGGAAAUUUACGAAAAACAAAAGGCAUCGGAAACAGCUUGAACGUCCAACCUUGCCAGAUGGCACGAAAUUAAUAACUUUCCCUGUCAAUAGCUCCUGCAGCGUAACUGGUGGCGGUAAUGCUGUCGGAGACGAUAAUGGUCAAAGACCCCCGAAACAUUGGAUAAUGAACCCAUCAGGCAAAAGCUACGUUUGUAUCCUUCACGAAUACGUGCAACAUGCCCUCAAGAAACAACCAACGUAUAAGUUUAAAGAAUUAGAAAAUGCAGCGACUCCGUAUUCAGCGGUGGUUUGCAUCAACGACAUGGAAUAUGGCAGCGGGUUUGGCAGCAGUAAGAAACAAGCAAAAGCUAACGCAGCACGGAAGACUCUCGAAAUCUUGAUUCCUCAGAUGAGAGAUAAGAUCUCCGGCGACAAUGACGGGGAUAACGGGUCGAGUAACGCUAGUCGCACGAUAAAAGCGUCUCGAAGAAAUUCGGACGCGGAUCUAUCAUUUUUUGACGAAAUAUCCAUCACGGAUCCACGAGUCGCGGAAUUCUGCGCGAAAACCACAGAACCAUCGCCACAUGCUAUCUUGAUAACUUGCCUUCAAAGAAAUUACGGCUUGGGAGAUAUGCACAUUAAUUAUUCGGUAAACACGCUCAAACAUCAGAGAAAUGAGUUUACGAUGAGAGUUGGGAAACACGAGGCCACUGUUGUUUGCCGUAAUAAGAAAGACGGUAAGCAACGAGCAGCACAAGCAAUACUGCAACUUAUGCAUCCACACAUACAGUCUUGGGGUUCGUUGUUACGGCUUUAUGGAUCGCGAAGUGUGAAAUCUUUUAAGGAAAAGAAAGAGUUGGAGCAACAAAUUACUCUUCUGCAGGGUAAAGCUGCUGUUAAUCAGCCAAAUCACGCUAUCUUGGGUAAACUUAGGCAGGAGAUGCGAAAAUUGGCUGAACAACAUAAAGCCAUACAACCUAUUGGUAAAUUUGUAGCACCAGAUUUACCAACAGGAUCCGCAGCUAAUUUGAAUAAUGUGGAUUUAUAAGAAAAGAUAAGACUAGUCAAUAUACAUACUCCAAAAACUUAAAAAAUUUAAUUACUAGAGAAAAUGUUUUAUAGAGUGUAUGAAGAAUUUUAUAGAGUGUAUGUAAAAUUGCCUUUUAAAAAUCAAGAGGCAAGUAAGUUAACAAGUUUUGCUUAUAUGAAAUCUGAAUAUAUGUAAUGAAAAUGUUUGUAUAUAUAUGUUUAUAUAGUCAUGACUAUGAACGUAUUAUCGAUUAUAGUUGGUAUAAUUAUGAUCAUAAUUAUUGAGUAUCAAGGAAUUAUGAUUUUUCUGUAAUUAUUUUUAUG